AGUGAUAUGUGCGCAGCCAGUAGCAACUCUAUUGCCCAAUAAUGUGAGCAGGGAGGCGUCUUUACAGUAAGCCGGGCCUGUAAAUCUCCUCCCCCGCCGCUAGUACUCUUGGUGCAACCUCCGGGCCGGGCUGCUGGGAGCUCAGGAGCUCGGGAUGUCGGCGUGUUGCCCGCCACGGUACCGGCUGCUGGACUUGGUGUUCGCACUGUUAGGGACAUUGACUUUCCUGCUGGACCUGGGCUCCGAUGUGUGGGGGGCGCUGCAGUACUACAGAGACGGGCAUGUGGCCUGGGCCGCUCUGCUACUCGGCUUCUAUGGGAUGGCCUCGCUCCUCCUGCAGAUCCACAGCUGGGGCUGGUUCUGGGCCGAUAGGCGCAGUGGCGACAUUUGGGAACUUCCCUGCGAUUCCAAAUUGGGGGGCCCUAGUGAGCCGGAGACAGCCCGAAGUGGAUGUACUUGGACUGGUGCUGACACGGGUCCGGCUCAGCCGAACGCACAGGAAAGUCCUAGUUGUGGGUACAGUGUCUCAGUCACGGAGCCGGACACUCAGUGGGCGGGAAAUGGGCACACGGGGAUGGAGAACCGUGGGGAAAACAAACUGAGUCCUAACACGCCUUGUCCAGAGAAUGGUUGUCAAAGUGUCGCCGUCACAAGGGCUCCCCUAUUAGCGGAUGAGACCACCAAGCUCACUAUUCCAGGGAAGUUCAUCGCCUUUUAUCAUUUGUCUAUGACGGCAAAUGAGUGUUUAUGUGGCUGCCAACAACACCACAAUCUGAUCGCUCCGCCGAGUGCGGAUGAGUGCGCGACAGAUAAAGAGGAGAGAUGCCCAGAGGUUAUUCAUAAACACACCGGGGAUUCUGAGCAACUUCUGCAGCACUUUUACACGUCUCGACAUCUCUUCAGCCCUCCAUGCCUUGCCCUCCUGCACCUGCUCCAGCUCGGCUACCCCCUCAGGUGCAUCCAUUCUCUGGAGGUGGGGGCAACCGCAUUCAGAAGCAGCGAGAACAAUCCAGUUUAUGAGAAUUAUCAGCAGUACGCCUACUUCCUUACUCACGAUAUCAGCAUGAUGAGGCUUAUGGAGACCUUUUUGGAGAACACUCCUCAAUUAAUUUUGAUUCUUUAUAUUGUCUUAGUCAGAGGCACAAUAUACCCUUUCCAGUAUUUCAGCAUUUCCAUGUCAUUUAUCUCCAUAAGCUGGGCCAUUUUGGACUACCACCAGUCAUUAAGGCACUACUUAAAAGAGAAGCAAAGUAUGUCCAUCCUGUCCUCAGUCAUCUACUUUCUAUGGAACUUGCUUCUCAUCUUCUGCCGGAUAGUUUGCAUCACCCUGUUUAUUUCAGUCUUUCAUGAGUGGGUGGCUUUGCACUUUUUGCUGCUGUGGAUAGCUUUCUUUUUGUGGGUGACCUGGCAAAGGACAGACUUCAUGCAGAACAGGAUAUUGGAACAGUUCUACAGGGCUACGGUGUCAGUUAUAUUGUACUUCUCCUGGUUUAAUAUUGCUGAUGGGAGAACAUUAUAUCGAUGCAUUUUCUACUAUUGCUUUAUCAUUACUGAUUCUGCGAUAUUGUUCACAUCUUGGAUGAGUUUGAAGUUCCCAUCUAUUUUAGAUGGAUAUGAAACAUGUCUUCUGUGUGUGCUGGCAGUUGCUUUGCUUGUAGGUCUCCUGUUGAGAGUAUUGUAUUAUAUGUACCUCCACCCCAACAUACAGAAGGAGAAGAAGGAGAUGUAUGAUGAACCAGAUGGAAGAAUGAGUGAUGCAAAUGGCUACCGACUUCUAAAGAGUAAACCUGCAAUGCUGAAGAAUCCCAGAAUUGUCCAUUUAUCUAGACAUCUAUAUUGAGGGCCAUGGUUGUAGUAUAAAUUCUGCUGCUUCUACACAGGAUGACUGGAGUGAAAUUGCUCUUGACGAUGCAGACACAAACAACUGCAGAUAAGCUGUGUAGUUUUAUUGGGAUGUGUACAUUCAAACUAACUAAGAACCCUGCAGCUUGUCAAGGCCUUUAAAACACUUUUCAGCUUCACAACAGGCUCUAUGUAGAGCAAGGGGUGCCCAAAAGUUAGAUCGGGAUCUAUCAACAGACCUUUAGCUGGUGAUCAGUAGAUCUCAAGACUCUGUCCACAAUCAGCUUGUCUAAAUCACACUCCUGUUUCAUGCUUUUUAUUCAGA
Xenopus laevis (African clawed frog) is the source of this 2167-nucleotide messenger RNA. It is a transcript of the gene xkr8.S, whose product is annotated as X-linked Kx blood group related 8 S homeolog. Gene Ontology annotation, cellular component: plasma membrane; membrane. The transcript is spliced from 3 exons. Gene Ontology annotation, biological process: phosphatidylserine exposure on apoptotic cell surface; apoptotic process involved in development; engulfment of apoptotic cell. The coding region runs from base 155 to 1840 and encodes 561 amino acids. Lineage: Eukaryota; Metazoa; Chordata; Amphibia; Anura; Pipidae. The record is from RefSeq and is a predicted model, not a curated record.